Molecule: messenger RNA, 1368 nt
Organism: Numida meleagris (helmeted guineafowl)
Lineage: Eukaryota; Metazoa; Chordata; Aves; Galliformes; Numididae
Product: retinoic acid receptor alpha
Exons: 7
Coding region: 316-1368 (350 amino acids)
Biological process (GO): retinoic acid receptor signaling pathway; cellular response to corticotropin-releasing hormone stimulus; regulation of transcription by RNA polymerase II
Cellular component (GO): transcription regulator complex; nucleus
Molecular function (GO): nuclear glucocorticoid receptor binding; RNA polymerase II cis-regulatory region sequence-specific DNA binding; zinc ion binding
Source: RefSeq, a predicted model, not a curated record
CCCGGGGGUGCCCCGUGCUGUGCCCCCCCCUCCCUGGGCCGCUAAGCCGGGAUGAGCGCGGUGCCCGCGGCGGUGCCGCUAAUCGGGGGAUUGCGGUAAUCUGUGGGGCAGCGCCGGGCACCGCUGUCCCCCCCCCCGGGUUCGUGCUGGGGAAACUGAGGCCCGGGGCGGCCCCGGUUGGGUGCUCCGCUUUAACCCCCCCCUCUCUCUGCUCCCCCCGCAGCACCCGGAGCCGCUCCGUGCCAGGACAGCCCCAUGCUCUGCUCGGCCCCUGCGCCCCCCGCCUGAGAGCCCCCCAGCGCCGGAGGCCCCGCCAUGGCCAGCAACAGCAGCUCCUGCCCCACGCCCGGGGGGGGGCACCUGAACGGUUACCCCGUCACCCCCUACGCCUUCUUCUUCCCCCACAUGUUGGGGGGGCUCUCCCCGCCCAGCUCGCUGCCCGGCAUCCAGCACCAGCUGCCCGUCAGCGGCUACAGCACGCCCUCACCUGCCACCGUGGAGACGCAGAGCACCAGCUCGGAGGAGAUCGUGCCCAGCCCGCCCUCGCCGCCGCCGCUGCCGCGCAUCUACAAGCCGUGCUUCGUCUGCCAGGACAAGUCCUCGGGGUACCACUACGGCGUCAGCGCCUGCGAGGGCUGCAAGGGCUUCUUCCGCCGCAGCAUCCAGAAGAACAUGGUGUACACGUGCCACCGGGACAAGAACUGCAUCAUCAACAAGGUGACGCGCAACCGCUGCCAGUACUGCCGCCUGCAGAAGUGCUUCGAGGUCGGGAUGUCCAAGGAGUCCGUCCGCAACGACCGCAACAAGAAGAAGAAGGACGCGCCGAAGACGGAGUGCUCGGAGAGCUACAUCGUCACCCCCGAGGUGGAGGAGCUGAUCGAGAAGGUGCGCAAAGCUCACCAGGAGACGUUCCCCGCGCUGUGCCAGCUCGGCAAGUACACCACGAACAACAGCUCGGAGCAGCGCGUGUCGCUGGACAUCGACCUGUGGGACAAGUUCAGCGAGCUGUCCACCAAAUGCAUCAUCAAGACGGUGGAGUUCGCCAAGCAGCUGCCCGGCUUCACCACGCUCACCAUCGCCGACCAGAUCACGCUGCUCAAAGCCGCCUGCCUGGACAUCCUGAUCUUGCGGAUCUGCACGCGCUACACCCCCGAGCAGGACACCAUGACGUUCUCGGACGGGCUGACACUGAACCGCACGCAGAUGCACAACGCCGGCUUCGGGCCGCUCACCGACCUCGUGUUCGCCUUCGGGAUGCCGGCCUCACUCAGUUCACCUCCAGGGCUGCUGGCAGCCCCCAAGGCCCCGUACCCCCAGGAUGAGCUCUGGGGCUUCUUGGCAGCUAGACAGGAGAUAAAACUGCCAUGA